Dioscorea cayenensis subsp. rotundata (Guinea yam) is the source of this 2475-nucleotide messenger RNA. RefSeq names its product trihelix transcription factor GT-2-like. Lineage: Eukaryota; Viridiplantae; Streptophyta; Magnoliopsida; Dioscoreales; Dioscoreaceae. The transcript is spliced from 2 exons. The record is from RefSeq and is a predicted model, not a curated record. Bases 338 to 2161 code for a protein of 607 amino acids.
UUUAAAAAGAAAGAGAGAAAAGAGCAAGAAAUGAGGUCUUAUUGUUGAUAGUCCUUUGAGGAACAAGAGGUAGAGGAGCAGCAAUCAAUACAGCAAGCCUUGUAGCUACUACACUCCAAGAUUUCUGUGUGAGUGUGAGUGAGUGUGUGUGUGUGUGAGAGAGAGAGAGAAAGAAGUGGGGACUGAGAGACACCAAGGCAUGUGUGCCAGUCCAGCCUGAGCAGCCAGCCAGAAGUUCUUAGAAUAAGAGAGAGAAAGAGAGAAGAAAAGUAAGUGUAGAUCUGAAACUAUACUUACACACUUUGAGAAGUCAAGAAACCAAGAACAAGAAGAAGAGAUGCAGUCUGGAUUUGGAACAGGAGGUGGAGGUGGAAGUGGAGGAAGUGGAGUUUCAGAGUUGCAGCAAUUCAUGGUUGAAGGUGGUUGUCCUUCAUCUUCAUCCACUUCCAUCUUUUCCAUCUCAACUUCCAACACUAACCUCCACCCUCAUCAUCACCACCACCAUCAUCAUCAUCAUCCUCACCCUCAUCAUCACCACCCUCCUUUACAACCACCUCCUCACUUCUCUCACUUCCAGUCCAUUCCCAUAACUCAGCAACUCUUCCACCAAGCUCACCACCCUUUCCAACUCUUUAGCCACUCACAUCACCCAGAGUUAGGCUUGGAUCUUGAGUCUGGCCCAGAGAACUCUAACUCUGCUACUGUUCAACCUGGAAAUGGUGCUCCUCCAACUUCUUUCCUCACUGCUGCUAUGAGUUUCAAGCUUGGUGUCAAUGAUAAUAGCAGCAGAGAAGAUGAAGGCAUUCUCCAUGGUGAUGAUGCUUCUGAUAGCCAUGUUCAUCCUUGGCAAAGAGAAGAAGAGUCCACCAUCAAAGAACCAUUCUGGAGGCCUUUGGACAUAGACUACAUCAACAACAAGAGGAGUACUACUAAUGAAAAGCAGCAGCAGCAGCAACAUCUACAAGAGUCCUCUAGCAAGUACUACAAGAAGACUAACAAAGAAGUGAAUGAACAACAACAACAACAAGGGAACAACAAUGGCAGUAACUAUAAGCUUUUUAGUGAGCUUGAAGCUAUCUAUAAACCAGGUAACAAUAAUGUUCUUGGUGGUGGUGAUGCUGGUGGUGGUAGCUCUAGUGCUAACAAUCAAACUGGGUCUGGAUCGGCACUCACCGGCGAUGAGAACCCCUUGAUGACUUUGGUGGCACCGGGGCCGAUAAGCGAGCAACGUAUUAGUACAAUUAACCAAAUCUCCGAUACUUCCACCGGUGAAGAAGCGGCGCCGAUGAAAAAGCACAUCAAGAGUGGUCGAAGGAAGAGGAAGAGAAGGCAGCAGCAGCAGCUGAGCUCCCUCACUUCAUUCUUCGAAAACAUGGUGAAACAACUGAUGGAUCAUCAAGAAGGACUGCAUAGAAAAUUCUUGGAAGUGAUUGAGAAGAGAGAUCAAGAUAGGAUGGUGAGAGAAGAGACUUGGAGGAAAGAAGAGGCUGCGCAGAAUAGCCGGGAAACUUCAAUGAGAGCUCAAGAACGAGCUCUGGCUUCGUCGAGAGAGACGGCAAUCAUUUCGUUCUUGGAGAAGAUAACUGGAGAAACACUCAAUCUUCCAACAAAGUCUCAAUUCCAAUCUUCAAAAUCAUAUCAUCAUUCACAGAAUGAGGAUAACAAUGCUGAGCAUGCUUAUGAUCCAUUAGAUCUCUCACAAGAAUUCAUGAUCAACAACAACAACAACAACAACAACAAUAACAACAAUGUAGAUGUUAACAACAAUCAAAUUCACAUGAAUUCAAGCCGGUGGCCUAAAGCGGAAGUUCAUGCACUUAUCAGAGUUAGAAGUAGUUUGGAGAUGAGAUUUCAAGAACCAGGACUUAAAGGGCCAUUGUGGGAAGAGGUGAGCUCUAUAAUGGCAUCAUUGGGGUAUUGCAGGAGCUCAAAGAGAUGCAAGGAGAAGUGGGAGAACAUCAACAAGUACUUCAGAAAGACUAAAGAAAGUGGCAAGAAGAGACCAAUGCAUUCCAAGACAUGCCCUUAUUUCCAUCAAUUGGAUCAACUCUACUCCAAGUCUCUCAACAACAACAACAACAACAACAACAACAACAACAACAACAACAACAAUAACAAGCUUUCCUCCUCCACCUCCAACUCAGACAGGAGACAGGAAUGACAACUCUGAACUCUUAGAUGCCAUUGUUCUCAACAAUGGCCAUGAAGAUGAUGAUGAUCAUCAUCAACAUGAUCAUGAAGAAGAACAUGAAGGCAAAGAAGAAGAAGAUGAUGAUGAUGAAGAAGAUGGAGGCAAGCAUCAACAUCAUGAACAUCUCUUUGAGAGUCUUGACUCUUAAUGCAAUUGCACUACUGCCUUGCAUUGUUUAAUUAUCUUCUUUCUUCUUAAUUUUCUUCUUCUGAGCAUGGAUUGAUUGUUUUAGAAUUCCAUUUGGUAGUAUUAAUUAAUUAGCUGAAUAAAGUUACUUUAAUUAA